This is a messenger RNA of Aspergillus japonicus CBS 114.51, 1845 nucleotides long. Its product is annotated as WD domain protein. The record is from RefSeq and is a predicted model, not a curated record. Gene Ontology annotation, molecular function: protein binding. The transcript is spliced from 6 exons. Gene Ontology annotation, biological process: proteasome-mediated ubiquitin-dependent protein catabolic process. NCBI's taxonomy places the organism in Eukaryota, Fungi, Ascomycota, Eurotiomycetes, Eurotiales, Aspergillaceae. Gene Ontology annotation, cellular component: GID complex. Bases 1 to 1845 code for a protein of 614 amino acids.
AUGCGUCCCGAUGGGAUAUCUAGUACAAAUGGCUCUUCCCAUACGCUGAAUGGUUCGCCUGCAUCUCCAUCGCAAAAGGCAGCAUUUCCGUUGUCGAUGAAUGGCCAAGCCUUGCAUACAACCUCCAAUGGAGACUUGCAUACAAAUGGAUCGCAAAAGUCUAGGCUCAAUUCCUCUACCUACUUCGGUCACGAUCGGGAAGAGGUCACAAGGAUCUUGAUACAGAGUCUCUACGAGCUUGGGUAUGACGGAGCGGCAUCAUUGUUGAGUAAGGAGAGCGGUUAUCAACUGGAAAGCCCGGCGGUUGCUACGUUUAGGAACGCGGUUCUUGAGGGACGAUGGGCUGAAGCGGAACAAAUUCUGGUCCACUCAUUUCACCAUGAACGGGAUAAUGGCAGGGGAGGACGUCGCACUGAGCAGCAUCCCACCAAGGAGAGAUUAGUCUUAGUGGAGCAUGCCGAAAAGAACGAGAUGCUUUUCCAUCUCCGACAACAAAAGUUUCUGGAGCUGUUGGAGGCUCGGGAUCUGGGUGCGGCUUUAAUAGUUCUCCGGCAUGAGCUAACACCCCUCAAUUAUGACAUUGGUCGUUUGCAUGCUCUUUCAAGCCUCCUCAUGUGCCCUCCUGAGCAUCUUCACGAUCAAGCUGGUUGGGACAGCCCAAUAAGCUCGUCUCGGGAACGUUUGCUAUCGGAAUUAUCAAAGUCCAUUUCGCCUUCUGUUAUGAUCCCGGAUAAUCGUCUUGCCAUUCUUCUAGAUCAUGUCAAGCAGAAUCAAAUCAACCAAUGUUUGUAUCACAAUACAGCAAAUCCUCCCUCGCUAUACUCAGACCAUAUGUGCGACCGAAAAGAUUUCCCUCUCCGGACAGAGAUUCAAUUGACCGAGCAACGGGAUGAGGUCUGGUGGUGCUCCUUUUCGCAUGAUGGGACCAGGCUGGUCACAGCCUGCAAGGAUUCCACAGUGAUUCUCUACGACACGGAUACUUUCACUGUACUCCACACACUCAAGGAGCACACAGAUGGUGUUGUGCAUUGCGAAUUCAGCCCGGACGACUCGAAACUCAUUACUUGCUCCCAAGAUAAGACAGCUCGCGUCUGGAGCGUCGAGACCGGUCGUUGUCUGUUAACCAUAAAUCAUCAUCGGCAACCAGUAACGUCUGCAGCAUGGGCUCCAGACGGGGAGACGUUUGUCACGGCUUCUCUUGAUCUUAGCACGCAGCUUUGUUAUUGGAGCAUGCGCGGGCAUAACCUGCACUCUUGGGAUGGUGGUUUCAGGGUACAAGACUGUACUAUGACUCCUGACGGUCGGAGACUAGUCGCGGCAGAUCUGGAGGGAAAAUUGCAUGUUUACAACUUUGCCACGCGUGAUGAAGAAUACUGCCUUACAACGAAAAGCAGGCCGACGUCUGUGGCUGUCAGCAAGGAUUCGCGGUAUCUGCUUGUUAAUCUCGCCGACAAUCAACUGCAGCUUAUUGACCUCAACACAACGGAAGUUGUGCGGCGCUUCCAAGGGCAAAAGCAGGGCAAUUUCGUCAUCCGCAGCGUCUUUGGCGGCGCUGCUGACAACUUUAUUGUGAGCGGGAGCGAAGAUUCUCGUAUUUAUAUCUGGCACAAAGAGAAUGGAACUCUCGUCGAAGUGCUGGAAGCACACACCCGGGGCUGUGUGAAUUCAUUAUCGUGGAAUCCAGCUAAUUCGGGGAUGUUCGCCUCAGCAGGCGAUGACUACAUGGUCAGAAUAUGGACCAAAGAACGCGAUACACGACCGGGUGCUGCAGCAGUUAAGCAUAGGGCUGUGUCGGGAAAUGGGUUUACCCGCACUAGUGCUCUGCGUUCGACAUCACGGUUCUAA